Messenger RNA from Hypomesus transpacificus, 2040 nucleotides. RefSeq names its product circadian associated repressor of transcription a (gene ciarta). Lineage: Eukaryota; Metazoa; Chordata; Actinopteri; Osmeriformes; Osmeridae. Gene Ontology annotation, biological process: negative regulation of DNA-templated transcription; circadian regulation of gene expression. The transcript has 6 exons. The coding region runs from base 248 to 1435 and encodes 395 amino acids. Gene Ontology annotation, molecular function: RNA polymerase II cis-regulatory region sequence-specific DNA binding. Gene Ontology annotation, cellular component: nucleus. The record is from RefSeq and is a predicted model, not a curated record.
CGUGUAAGCUACUCACAUGUUUCACCUCGCUGUACUAACGUCUAGUAAAGUAAACCGAACCUGGAAGGAGGGAAUAGGAGUCAACGGACGAUACCCAGCGUCGAGAACAGACGCUUACAACAGCUCAACGAACGGGAAUACAAUUUUCAAGCCUUAAUUACGUUAUUUUUCGACUUCUGUUCAUACAACCAGCUACACUGAAGAUUAAAGCUAAAUUACCUAGGCACAUCAAACCGUUGCACAAGGAAUGCAUUCACUGGGCAGCUCUUCCAAAUGGCCUUCCUAUGAUUCGCUCCCGUCCACAUCCAGCUUCCUCCUCAGCGAGAGCGACCUGACGGAGGACGAGGCAGAUGUCUUCUCCUCUGAGGGUGAGGGUGAGAGCGUUGGGAGCAAGGCCUCAGUCGGAGAGGGAGAGGGAGUACACCGGCUACGGCUGGCAUUUGUCGACCAGGACCGCUUCAGAGCAGAGAAUGGCCAAGCAGAAUGCCGUCCCCACAAGGCCACAUUCCCUCCCCAGGAGAGCCCGGCAAGGAACACAAUGCUAGGCAAAGGGGCCACCUCUCAAGGAGACCUGGCCUUCACUAAGAAAUGUACAGAACUGCAGCAUUACAUCAGACCACUACUAGAGCUGCUUAAUGGGCUGAAAACUGGGAGGUUUGAGAGAGGUCUAAGCAGUUUCCAGCAGAGCGUUGCCAUGGACAGACUUCAGAGGAUUCUGGGAAUUCUGCAGAAACCUGACAUGGGUGAGAAGUACCUCCGCACCCUGCUGCAGGUGGAGAUGAUGCUGAAGGUUUGGUUCCCUCAGGUGAUCAGAGAGCCACAGGUUCAUUCAACACAGAACCUAAGAUCCAGCCUUCCUCCACGCUGGCACCAGAACCAGCUACACAUCCCAGUCAAAAAGCGUAAGCUGAGCUGGUUGGACUCUGACUUCACCAGCGAGGCCCCACCCCACUGCAAGCGCCUACAGCCCAGUGAUCCCCACCUGCCAGCGCCCCUGAGAGAGCCAGCCACCUAUGCCAGUCAGCCCAGAGACCCCAGAAAACCCAGCGAGCCUCGGGUAGCUGAAAUCGGAAAGGAGUGCGGAGGUCGGACUUUGGAACACGAUUUGUGCGAAGCGCGCAGGCUUUCGCACCCGUGCAGGAGGAGAGAGAAGGGGGGUGGGAAGCUCGUGAUCUCCCCUCCUACUCCGUGUGGCAGCCCGGCAACACAAGACAGCUGCGUCUCCUCCACCAUCGCUGUGGCUGACUCACCGCAGAUCCCCCUACCUGUAGGGCAGCUGCCGAGGUGCUGUAGCGCCCCUGGCACAGCUCAGGCGGAGGGCAGGCCAGCAGCGAUGACGUCACAGGAAGUUCGGGGGCGGAGCCAGUCUCGCUCGGCUUCGCUGAAGCCUUUGAACCAGGAAGAGGAGGGUUUCAGUUCAUCCGUCUGCACGUAGUCUUCGUCCAACCCUACCACGCUGAAUCCCAUUGCACUACUUGAUCAUCUUUAAUGUAUAUGACCUGUGACAGAGUUACUUUUUUAUUCUUGUGUGAGAACUAUUUUCUUACAAUUGAUGUGAUAAAACAGUGUUUUCCAUUUUGAAUAUUUGUUUUAUUUUACAUUGCAACAUAAUAUACAUGCAGUCUCAUGCUAUGUACUAUACAGUAAAGUACUAGUAAAUAACUCAUAGUAAAUAACUAAAAUUAACUAUGGAAUCCCAUGGCAAAAUUGGGGUAAUGCAUGGGAUCAUAGGCCAUAUAAUUAAAACGCAAAUAAUGCCAUACUUCUGGCACUUAUACAGCCAAAAAGUGCCAAGCAGAACCAUUGCUUUUAAUGCUCACAAAGUAUUAAGUGUAGCACUGAUCUAAAUCAGUUUACAAUAUACAACUAUCAAACAUCAACCAUAGGUUGUAUUUAUUAAAGAAGUCUGUUGCUCAGAGUCAGUUUCUGAGUGUGAGAGCCCUUUGAAUACCUGCAGUUGUGGUAUUUGGUGACUUGAGGUAUUUAUUGGGUUUAAUUUACAGUCUUAACUUUUAACUACGUGUAACAGUUUUUUUUGGG